AUAUAACCAGCGAAGUCCGAACGAGCAUGCAAGACGAAUUGAGUGUUCUCAUAAAUAAACUUAUCAGUCGAAACAGGCAGCUGCACUACUAUCAGGGCUAUCACGAUGUAAUCGGUAUUUUGGCUCAGGUGUUGUCCACAAAGGAUCAGUUGCCGAGCUGCGAGCGAUUGUCUCAAUUUCAUCUGCG
Messenger RNA from Sphaeroforma arctica JP610, 187 nucleotides. RefSeq lists its product as hypothetical. NCBI's taxonomy places the organism in Eukaryota, Ichthyosporea, Ichthyophonida. The record is from RefSeq and is a predicted model, not a curated record. Gene Ontology annotation, molecular function: GTPase activator activity. Gene Ontology annotation, cellular component: endoplasmic reticulum membrane. The annotation marks the transcript as partial. The transcript is spliced from 2 exons. Gene Ontology annotation, biological process: positive regulation of GTPase activity; endoplasmic reticulum to Golgi vesicle-mediated transport.